Molecule: messenger RNA, 477 nt
Organism: Xiphophorus maculatus (southern platyfish)
Lineage: Eukaryota; Metazoa; Chordata; Actinopteri; Cyprinodontiformes; Poeciliidae
Product: adenosine deaminase 2-A-like
Exons: 4
Coding region: 1-456 (151 amino acids)
Biological process (GO): inosine biosynthetic process; adenosine catabolic process
Molecular function (GO): adenosine deaminase activity
Source: RefSeq, a predicted model, not a curated record
AUGCCUCAUGAUGAAGGCACAGACGUAGAUCAGAACAUUCUAGAUGCUCUUCUCUUCAAUACCUCUCGUAUCGGGCACGGCUAUGCUCUGGCACACCAUCCUCUUGCCAAAGAGCUUUCCAGGAAGAGGAACGUAGCUGUGGAGCUCUGCCCAAUCUCUAACCAGGUGCUGAAGCUGGUGUCGGAUCUGAGGAACCACCCUGCAGCCGUUCUGAUGUCCGAGGGUCACCCUCUGGUGAUCAGCUCAGAUGAUCCCGCUCUCUUCGGCUCAACUGGACUCUCCUACGACUUUUACGAAGCCUUUGUAGGAAUCGGAGGUCUGAAGGCGAAUCUGGGCACGCUGAAAGAGCUGGCCGCCAACUCCAUCAGGUACAGCUCGCUGCCAGCUCAUUUUAAAGACAGAGCUUUCGCCAUGUGGCAAAACAAAUGGGACGCCUUCAUCUCUGAUAAUUCGUGACUGUCCAAUUAUAACUGAUCC